GUUUUCAACCAAUACGUUUAGAAUAUCAUAAAAUGUUUUCCGUAAAGUUUACUCUUUUAUUAAUUGCCUGCCUAAUGCUGACUGUAAUAGCAUCUCCUGUUUGGGAAUUUGAAGCAUAUGAACAUAAAAAUAUUAAUGAUCGUUUUAAAGGACGUCAACUGCGUUCGACUGAACAUGGAAAUCUUGAUGUGGCUAUUACAAAGGAUCAGUUUGGUGAUCAAGCAUCAAUUAAUUAUAAACAACAAAUUGGACCUGGAUCGAUUCAAGCUUUUGCCGAAGCUUCUCACAAUCCAAAUGAUGGUCAUACCGACUUGAAUGGUGGUAUUCGAGGAUCGUGGACGUUAAAUAUCAAACAAACAAUUAAAAUUAAUUUUAUAAGAAUUAAUAAAAAAAUUCAAAAAAUGUUCUCAUUAAAGUAUAUUGCAUUAGUGGCUGCUUGCCUAAUCCUUACCGUCUCUGCUUCACCCAUUGAAUUGGAAGAAUUGUAUGAACCCCAUCAAGCUCUGCUGGAAGAAUAUGAAUAUGAACCAGUUUUAGUACGCAAUGUACGAUCACCUCAACAUGGUAAUAUUGAUUUUGGCUUGAAACAGGAUCAAUUUGGACGCGAAGCUUCGGUAAACUAUAAUCAUAAUCUUUUUACAAGUAACGAUGGUCGUGGUUCGAUUGAUGCUUAUGCUCAAGCUUCUCGCAAUUUUGACUACAAUAGUAAUAAUUUCGGUGGUGGCAUCCGUGGAUCUUGGAGUUUUUAAGUUUUACGGAAAUUAAUUUGGUUUAAAUUAUUUAAGCUUUAAGAGUGUUUUUUUGUAUUGUUUUAUGUUUGGCUUUAUUAUUUACUUUAGUGCUUAGUGUUGAAAAUAUUUAUAAAUAAAUUUUAAAAACAAUAAAAA
Messenger RNA from Lucilia cuprina (Australian sheep blowfly), 887 nucleotides. RefSeq lists its product as uncharacterized. The transcript is spliced from 2 exons. The coding region runs from base 33 to 749 and encodes 238 amino acids. The record is from RefSeq and is a predicted model, not a curated record. NCBI's taxonomy places the organism in Eukaryota, Metazoa, Arthropoda, Insecta, Diptera, Calliphoridae.